Molecule: messenger RNA, 936 nt
Organism: Ramularia collo-cygni
Lineage: Eukaryota; Fungi; Ascomycota; Dothideomycetes; Mycosphaerellales; Mycosphaerellaceae
Exons: 3
Coding region: 1-936 (311 amino acids)
Molecular function (GO): protein binding
Source: RefSeq, a predicted model, not a curated record
AUGGCCCAAGCUGUCUUGACCAACGGCCUCCAGCCAUGGUCCAAGAUCAUGUUUGACAGUAUCUCAAGCUUCUUCGAAAAUCCGGCCUUCAGCGACUGUACCGUCAAGUGUUCAGACAAGACGUGGGAUGCCCACAAAGUUGUCCUUGGUGGCCAGUCCGAGAUCUUCGCGACAAGACUUAGUGACCCAUCUGGGGAGCCAUCGCUCAAUCUAUCGGAGGACCAUCAGUGUAUCGUGCACGAGAUGAUGCGCUACCUCUACACUGGCGACUAUGAAGCAGGCCACUCCUCCACGCACACCUCCCUCGACGACGGGCACACCGAGCCCAGCUGCUGUUUCACACCCAUACUGUUCAGCGUCCACAUGCGCACCAUCGCAGAUAAGUGGGAGAUUCCAGCCCUGGCGCAGCUCACGGAGGCCAAGAUCGCCGAUCAAGUUCUCGAAGUCUCGGACUGGGACAUAGACGACUUUGCCAAUGCCAUCGAAGAGAUGUACACCACAGACUCGGAGAACAAGAAGAACAUGCAAGCUCUCGCCGUGAGGGCUGCGGUACCACGUGCCUAUGAGCUCUACAAUAAAACUCUUGGAGGCAAGAGAUUUCGAGAAGUAGCAGAAAAGAUCCCGGUGUUUGCCUCUGAGCUUGCUAGAGUGCUUGCCAGGAAGAAACGUACGCCGAAAAAGCUCGUAAAAAGACGCCGUGGCGUCUUUCAGAUCACAGUAGAGACUGUAACGCUCAAGCGCGUGAGUAUCGACCUCGAAAUGGGCGACAUAGUGCUCACCAUCAAGGAGCUCCUCCAAGAAAUUCAAGGCAUUCCGCCUGAAGAUCAAGUUCUCAGUUGGGCCAACAAGAAUCUAGACGACGGUAGAACGGUAGGAGAAUAUGGGAUCGGGGAGGGCGCGGUGAUUCGCCAAAAUCUGAAGCUGCGUGGGUCGUGA